This is a messenger RNA of Mangifera indica (mango), 1894 nucleotides long. Its product is annotated as protein DA1-related 2-like. Gene Ontology annotation, molecular function: ubiquitin binding. Bases 200 to 1705 code for a protein of 501 amino acids. The record is from RefSeq and is a predicted model, not a curated record. NCBI's taxonomy places the organism in Eukaryota, Viridiplantae, Streptophyta, Magnoliopsida, Sapindales, Anacardiaceae. The transcript has 12 exons.
AGCCAAGAAUCUCUUUUCUCUCCCCUAGAUUCCUCUCUGGCUUUCUCUUUCUUUUUCACCUCCCUCUUUUAACGAUGCCUGUAGCAUUGUUCUCUUUUCUCUCUUUCUCUCCACUCAUCUCCAUCUUUUCCCUCUCUCUUUCUAUUGUUUUCGUUUCUGUAUUCCGGCAAGACCUAUACAUACCUCUCUUUCCAUCGUCAUGGCUCCUUCUUCUUCAUCCGUCAACCAUAUCUCUAACCCUUAUAGUUACGAGAGAAAGUCUCGCUUUAUAAAAUGGCUGAGUAAGCUCUUUAGGAGCAGUGGUUCAGCUCGCGGAAGCGGCGGCGGCGGUGGAAGUAAUAGUAGCGGUGGCCGUCAACCACAGUUUCUAGGAGAAGAAAGCAUGGUUCAGCAUACUCCACGUCGUUCCCUGGAUGACCGUUCUAGGGCUGAAAGAGAGAAAGAUGAAUUAGACCAUGCAAUUGCACUGUCCCUUGCUGAAGAAUUUAAGAGACCAAACGGACAAAGAUGGAGAGCAGACGAUGACGAAGAUCUCGCUUGGGCAAUUCAGGAUAGCCUAAUUCCUUCAUUUCCUCCUCACGCUUCUCAACCUUAUAAUCCAAGAGGAUAUAGAAUAUGUGGUGGAUGUAACCGUGAUAUUGGAUAUGGCAAGUAUUUGGGACGUAUGGGGACAUUCUUUCACCCAGACUGCUUUCGUUGUCGCUCUUGUGGCUUCCCAAUUACUGAGCAUGAGUUCUCUUUGUCAGGGAGGGAUCCUUACCACAAGUCUUGUUUCAAGGAAAUGACACAUCCCAAAUGUGAAGUUUGCCACCAAUUUAUUCCCACAAACGGGAUUGGUUUAAUUGAGUAUAGAUGCCAUCCAUUUUGGUCCCAAAAGUACUGCCCAUCUCAUGAACAUGAUCACACGUCUCGCUGUUGCAGUUGCGAACGUUUGGAGUCCCGGAAUGCAACGUAUUAUUCGCUGGAAGAUGGUCGGAGUUUGUGCUUAGAAUGCAUGGAAUCGGCUAUCAUGGACACUGGUGAUUGCCAACCCCUUUACCAUGCCAUCAGAGACUUCUAUGAAGGAAUGAAUAUGAAACUGGAUCAGCAGAUUCCCAUGCUUCUUGUUGAAAGGCAAGCACUUAAUGAGGCUAUCAUCGGCGAGAAAAAUGGCUACCAUCACAUGCCAGAGACAAGGGGCUUAUGUCUUUCUGAAGAGCAGACUGUCACAAGUAUACUCAAAAGGCCAAGAAUCGGAGGCAACCGGCUAGUAGGAAUAAGGACUCAGCCACAGAAGCUGACAAGGAAAUGUGAAGUUACUGCUAUCCUUGUUCUUUAUGGUCUUCCAAGAUUACUAACUGGUGCUAUUCUUGCCCGUGAGUUGAUGCAUGGUUGGCUGCGCCUAAAAGGCUACCGCAAUCUUAAGCCUGAAGUAGAGGAAGGUAUCUGUCAGGUGCUUUCAUACAUGUGGCUUGAGUCAGAAGUUUUGCCAGGAUCUAAACACAUGCCAUCCACAUCAACAGCUUCCUCGUCUUCUUCAUCUUCGAAGAAAGGUGGAAGAUCUGGGGUUGAAAAAAAGCUUGGUGAGUUUUUCAAGCACCAAAUUGCCCAUGAUGCUUCUCCAGCAUAUGGGGGAGGAUUCAGAGCUGCAAAUGCAGCUGUCAAUAAGUAUAGUUUACGCUGCACUCUUGAGCAUAUUCGCCUAACUGGGAAUUUUCCACUGUAACACCAACAGAAGUUUCUGGGGUUGAAGAUAGUGUUUCCCUAAAAAGUGACUAAGCCAAUCACUUACAGAAGCUUAAGCAGCUUCUCCUCUUAGAUAUAAUGAGGUUCGAUACAGUCAAAAUGGAACUUACCAAGAAAACUUAAACCGAAAGAAUAGUAAUGCGUCCAAUCAAAGUUACAGUUGACUACA